UCAUCUUCAUCUUCAUCUUCUUCUAGGUCUCUUUUAGGCCAUUUAUGGCACCUUUCAUUGAUAGAGAGAAGUUAUAUCUCAGCCUUGGUUUAUCUCUCUCCACCUCCACCUCCACCUCCACCUCUACCCCCACAAAGCUUUCAAUGCCCCCCAUGAUCAACAAGAGAACGGAAGUGGAGAAAACAAGGAAGAGAUCAAACCCUAAUAACCCUAAUCCUAGUUACUUUGGUUUGGCUAGUCUUCCUGUUUUUCCAGUCCAGUAUGUUCCAGCGAUUGAUGGUUAUGGGUUCCCAUGUAUGGUUCCAUUCCCGGUUGGACUUGUUCCUCAUCUUCCACUUAUGCAGUUCUCUGCUCCAAAUGACACUGGGGUUAAAAGAUCUUAUUCAUGGCCUUCAUCAGAGUCUUAUUCUGAUUCCCAUGAUCAAGGAGGAGGGAGUAGCAGCAGCAGUAACAAAGACUCAAACCAGAGUAUUGAAAGAAAGAAACAAAAGCUACAAGCAGUGGAAGGAUCAAUGAAACUCCCACAAGUGCCAUCAGAGAAUAGCAUUUCAACCAAGACUAAUGAGUCCAUAAAUGUUAAGCUUGAUAAUAAUAAUAAUGGUAGUAGUAAUAACAAUGAUGAAGAAUUAAUGGCAUUAGUCUCCACCAGGGGUGAUGGUCCUAAUGGGACCAGAACCAUAUAUGGGUACUUGAAGAGGUCAUGCAAGAGAUCUGAUGGUUCAGUUAUUAGCAUUGAGUGCGGUUGCCAUGGAACCUCAUUUUCACCUGCUGAGUUUGUAAGGCACGCUGGAGGCACAGAGACGGCAAACCCAUUGAGGAGCAUUGUGGUUAGUUCUAGGCGUUCAAGAUGGUAAUGAAAAUGGUCAUAUCAUAUGCUGUUAUGUUUUUCUUUUUAGGUUGUCAUGUAUCUUCUUUGUAUGGUCUGCAUGUUGGCCUUGAUAUGUGUGUGUGAAAGUGUGUGAGAACCAUUUUAUGUGUACUUUGUUCUUUUAUUAAUUAAAUUUUCUUC
Messenger RNA from Dioscorea cayenensis subsp. rotundata (Guinea yam), 1009 nucleotides. Its product is annotated as ninja-family protein AFP1-like. The record is from RefSeq and is a predicted model, not a curated record. NCBI's taxonomy places the organism in Eukaryota, Viridiplantae, Streptophyta, Magnoliopsida, Dioscoreales, Dioscoreaceae. Bases 45 to 854 code for a protein of 269 amino acids. Gene Ontology annotation, cellular component: nucleus. Gene Ontology annotation, biological process: signal transduction; negative regulation of DNA-templated transcription. The transcript is spliced from 2 exons.